AUGGGCGUCACUAGACUCGGCUCGGUGCUAAUCAAGAUUAAUAUCCUGCAGGCAUGGUAUCUGUGGAUCGGAAAUGAUGUGCUGGCGACGGGCAUCCUCACAUUCAUUCUCCACGAGUUCUUUUACUUUGCGCGCAGCAUUCCAUUUAUGAUCUGUGACCAGAUCCCUUGGUUUCGCAAGUACAAGAUCCAGGCUGGCAAGAUGCCUUCCCUCCAAGAACAAUGGGACUGCGCCAAGAUUGUCCUCCUGAGCCACUUCACCGUCGAGCUGCCGCAGAUCUGGCUCUUCCACCCGCUCGCCACAUACUUUGGCAUGCAGUACGGCGUGCCCUUCCCGCCGGUGUGGAAGAUGACGGCCCAGAUUCUCCUCUUCUUCGUCAUGGAGGACACCUGGCACUACUGGGCGCACCGCCUCUUCCACUACGGCCCGCUCUACAGGGCCGUGCACAAGAUGCACCACAAGUACUCCGCGCCGUUUGGCAUCGCCGCCGAGUACGCCUCCCCGAUCGAGGUCAUGGCCCUGGGCCUGGGCACCGUGGGCAGCCCGCUGCUCUGGGCCUUGCUGACGGGCGGCGACCUGCACCUCUUCACCAUGCACGCGUGGAUGGUCCUGCGCGUGUUCCAGGCCGUCGACUCGCACAGCGGCUACGACUUCCCCUGGUCGCUCAACAAGGUCCUCCCGUUCUGGGCCGGCGCGGCCCACCACGACGUCCAUCACGAGAAGUUUGUCGGCAACUACGCCUCGAGCUUCUGCUGGUGGGACUACCUGAUGGACACGGAGGCGCAUGCCGAGGCGAGGCAGAGGCGCCGGGAGAAGGAGCUGGCAAAGAACAGGCUGGCCAGCGACAAGAAGAAGGCGUUGUAA
Molecule: messenger RNA, 864 nt
Organism: Microdochium trichocladiopsis
Lineage: Eukaryota; Fungi; Ascomycota; Sordariomycetes; Xylariales; Microdochiaceae
Product: C-4 methylsterol oxidase
Exons: 3
Coding region: 1-864 (287 amino acids)
Biological process (GO): ergosterol biosynthetic process
Molecular function (GO): C-4 methylsterol oxidase activity; iron ion binding
Source: RefSeq, a predicted model, not a curated record